This is a messenger RNA of Phoenix dactylifera (date palm), 753 nucleotides long. RefSeq lists its product as uncharacterized. The record is from RefSeq and is a predicted model, not a curated record. Lineage: Eukaryota; Viridiplantae; Streptophyta; Magnoliopsida; Arecales; Arecaceae.
AUGGAGGAGGUGGAGGAUAGGAGGGUAUGGAGGUUGACUAGUCGGACGACAGUGGGUGUUCGUGAUAUACUGACGAUAAGUGAGGGAUCGGUGACUCAGCAGAUGGAGGGCGACUGGAUUUGGAGUCUACGUGUUCUCCCUCGCAUCGCACUUUUCAUGUGGAAGGUAGCCUGGGGUUGCCUACCCACGAGGAGCAUUCUGGCGCAGCAGGGUAUGAGGAUUUCUUCAACAUGUGGAUCCUGCUCGGAGGUGAAGACUAUAUACCAUGUGCUGAUUGAGUACCCACGGGCCAGUCAGAUAUGGAGGAGUGCUGGGGUUCAUUUUGACCAAGGGCAGAGGUGGCUAUCUAUUGAGGAGUUCCUGCUCUUUCUAGAGGAGUCGGCAUCAGGACCUGGGCUGGAGGAGAGAGGGACUCGUGCUGCCUACCUGGUCUAUUACUCGUGGUUGGACAGGAACGUCCGAGUUUUUAAAAGCAGCAGUACACCCCCGAGAGUGGUGGCGGCCAGAGCACUAUUGCAUGCUACAGAGUUCACUAGUGCUGCUGAGAUUUCACCUACUGGUCUGGCUAGGGACAUCUGGGGCCUCCUUCCUGCUCUUGUAGGGCUCAAGUAUGUGUUCGUAUCUUGGGUGCCCCCACGUCCUGCCUUUCUGAAGGUAAAUUUCGAUGGUAGUGUGGCGGACGAUGAGAGACGCGGUAGUGCAGCUUUUGUCAUUAGAGACCAUGAGUCCAGACUAGUGACGGCAGGUGGCUAG